AUAUACUUUUCUUGUAUAGUAAGCAAAUUAUGAAUAGUACCAUAUUCCUUCUUUCCUCAUUUUCCAUCUCUCUCUCUAUCUAUCUAUCUACAACAUCCUCAAUUCAUGGCUUCAAAAAUUCAUAACCAUUCCAACUUCACAAAAACCAUUUAACUUCAAUUCAAUGGACACAAUAAACCCCCAAAACGACGACGUUUUCUUCGACGCUUUAGACCAAUGCCCUUUCCACCAUUGCUCCGCCACCACCACCGACCAUACCAUGCCAGAAUCUCCCCCCUCCUCUUCCGGUCACUCCGACCCAGAACCAUCACCCUCUUCACCUUCCUCCACCACACUCCGCCGCCGUUCAAUUCGCCUCCGAUCACCCGAAAACGAAUUACCCGACACCGUUUCUGCAACGACAAAGAGUCAAAACCCUUCAAUUGCGAAGGAAAACGAGAAUUUUACCGAAAAAGGGGAAUUUUUUUCUUCUUCUCAAUCUCCGAUUGGUGUUACGGAAGAAGAGAGAAAUGAAGAAUCGACGUUAACUACGGCUACGCACGAUGAACCACUCGGUGAUUCAGCUGAAUCAACGGGUGAAUUAAGAGAUUUACCUUCAAAUUCGCUCGAUUUUGUAACGGGAUUGGUGAUUAGGGCAAUCAUGUUUCAAAUUAGGAUUUUCUUUAUGUUAAUGAAGUCUCCAAUUUUAUUCAUAUUUCAUACUUGCAUGUUUUUUGUAGACCCUUUUGGAACAAUGGGAAAAUGGAAAAUUUUAGUUAUUUGGAUUUUGGGUAAGGUUUGGAGUUUUGUUUUAGGGUUCAUUGGUCCUUCAGUUUUGGGAUGGUUCAAUGAAAAUAAGUCAUUUUGGAAUGUUGCAUUUCGAUGUGGAUGGGGGAUUUUGUGGUCAAUUUAUGUUUGUUGCAUUUUGUUUGCACUUUUUGUUUCAUCACUUGUGUUUAGUGGGUUUUUGGUGAAGGGUUUGGUUGAAAAGCCCUUUCAGACGAAGCAAGUGUUGAAUUUUGAUUACACUAAGCAGAGUCCUGUUGCGUUUGUUCCUAUAAUACACUGUUCUGGUGUUGGUGGUGAACAUCGUUCUGAUGAGAAUGGCGGCAUUGAUGUUGAUAGGUGGGCGAAUAAAAGGGUUAUCCCUUCUAAGCAAAAAGUGCAGCUCACUGUUUCAUUACUAGUUCCGGAGUCAGGAUACAACACUAAACUUGGUGUCUUUCAGAUCAGGGUAGACUACUUAUCUUCUAAUGGUAAAACAAUUGCAAGUUCGAGACAACCUUGCAUGUUAAGAUACAGAAGUGAGCCUAUCCGUCUAAUCACGACUUUCCUCAAGAUUGUUCCUCUUCUUACUGGUUAUACAUCAGAGACCCAGACUCUGGAUGCCAAGAUGGGUGAUUUUGUUGAAGGGGAUGUUCCUACUUCAUGCUUAAAAGUAACCCUUGAGCAGCGAGCAGAAUAUCUACCUGGUGCUGGAAUUCCUCAAAUAUACGAUUCAUCUAUAUUUGUUGAAUCAGAACUUCCGUUAAUCAAGAGGAUUUUAUGGUAUUGGAAGUUGAGCUUAUUUAUAUGGAUUGCAAUGAUGGCAUUUGUGAUGGAGCUUCUCUUUGUUCUACUGUGUUGUUGGCCUAUGAUUAUUCCAAGAACCAGAAAAAGGAGCAGUUCUUCUGCUAGCCGUACUAGUUCCCAAAACAAUCUUCAGGCACCAAGUUGAAACUAGUUCUUUUCUUAGUUCUUCUGACAUUUAGAUACAUUAUACACGUUUUGUUUAGUGAGGGAUCCUAACUUAAAAUUCUUUCAUUCUUAAUAUUUUUUUUUAAAUUCCUUCCCAGUCACAUUGUACAUAUUCAGUUUCACACUGUAUAAUAUAAUUAGAUGUAAACCUAUGUAAUGCACCGGUGUAUGUGUGAUUUAUUUGUGUUUUGGUAUUCAAUGAUGUUGAUGCCAAGAAAGAGAAUGAUGAAUUGGUUCGACAGUUUUCUCUGUACAUGGAAAUUUGAAAUAAAAUGCAAAAUAUUUCUCUAAA
Molecule: messenger RNA, 2008 nt
Organism: Trifolium pratense (red clover)
Lineage: Eukaryota; Viridiplantae; Streptophyta; Magnoliopsida; Fabales; Fabaceae
Product: seipin-2-like
Exons: 2
Coding region: 164-1696 (510 amino acids)
Biological process (GO): lipid storage; lipid droplet organization
Cellular component (GO): endoplasmic reticulum membrane
Source: RefSeq, a predicted model, not a curated record